Fraxinus pennsylvanica is the source of this 549-nucleotide messenger RNA. The record is from the annotation of a GenBank genome assembly. NCBI's taxonomy places the organism in Eukaryota, Viridiplantae, Streptophyta, Magnoliopsida, Lamiales, Oleaceae.
AUGCAAUUGCAUGGUCAUUCUUUGAAUGUCUCUGGACCAUCAUCUAUCGCAAAUGCUGCAGCAAACAAUUUUCUUCCUUCAGUGUUUCUUUCUGUCAAUAAACAACCACUUUCACCAGAAAGUCCAUCUGGUUCACCUAGUGUCAAGAAACAAAAGGCGGACCUGCCUGCUUUAGGCUCUCCCAAGAAAUUAGUGAAUGACCCUGGCAAAGAGCUUACACCGCAGGAUGACUUUAAACCUGUGCUCGGGGAACUUUUGGCAUCUCAUCCAGGGUUGCAGUUCUUACAGAGUACAUCUCAAUUUCAAGACAGAUAUGCGUCUACAUUAAUCUCUGCUGCCAGGCUGUCACAAUCACCAAUACCACCUCUGCACUACUGGUUCAAGUGCUUAGAUUUUGAUGCAAAUGGAGUUAUAACAAGGAAUGAAAUGCAAUACUUCUACAACGAUCUGCAGCAUAGAAUGGAAGACCUGCACAAAAAGGCUGUGCCUUUUGAGGAUAUUUUGUGUCAGAUAGUUGACAUGAUUAAUCCACCGGUGAUCAUCCAUUAG